Molecule: messenger RNA, 1839 nt
Organism: Galdieria sulphuraria
Lineage: Eukaryota; Rhodophyta; Bangiophyceae; Galdieriales; Galdieriaceae
Product: serine/threonine protein kinase
Exons: 8
Coding region: 35-1393 (452 amino acids)
Biological process (GO): intracellular signal transduction; peptidyl-serine phosphorylation; protein autophosphorylation
Cellular component (GO): nucleus; cytoplasm
Molecular function (GO): ATP binding; calcium-dependent protein serine/threonine kinase activity; calmodulin binding
Source: RefSeq, a predicted model, not a curated record
UAGUACUGAUUGAUACUUACUUUUUGGGACAAUUAUGAGAAACUUGACGAAACUGCUAAAACAGGCAGCAGCCGACAAAUAUAUUCAAGGUAACUUUAACGAAAGAUGGGAAAUUUUAGAGCCGUUAGGAAGAGGUAGCUUUUCGAAAGUUAGCAUUGCUAUGAGAAAGAAUUCUGCCUCUUCAAAUACAACACAAAAUAAUGAUACUGAAUUUGCAGCAGUAAAAACGAUAGAUAAGAAAACUAUAUAUGAAGGAUACGAUAGCGAAGUUUUAUUGGCAAGAGAAGUGAAAGCUUUACGUUUGGCUGGAAAUGGGAAUAACUUUGUCGUUGAUUUAUAUGAAGUGAUUGAAGAGAAAGAUAAAGUUUACAUUGUUCAGGAGUUACUACGGGGUGGCGAAUUGUUUCAAAGAAUAGUUAAUUGUGGUUUCUUUGACGAAAUUCACGCUAGUCGAUUAGCUUACAGCAUGGUUGCUUCUAUCGCGCACUGUCACUCGGUUCAUGUUGUUCAUCGAGACCUGAAACCCGAAAAUUUUGUCUUUGAGAAUGAACAAGAAAAUUGCAAGCUAAAAUUAGUUGAUUUUGGCUUAGCUAACAUUAUGGCUUCGGAAAAUGUUGCGUUUUAUACGUUGUGUGGUUCUCCUUCGUACAUUGCUCCGGAGAUUUUGUUUCAACAAGCGUAUACCUCAAAGGUGGAUGUCUGGAGUUUGGGUAUCAUAAUCCAUAUUCUUUUAAGUGGCCAUGCACCAUUUGAACAUCGAGAUGAGAAAGUAUUAUUUCAUAAGAUUAAAUACGAUCAAGUUGAGUUUAGAGGCGGUUCCUGGACAGACAUAUCGGAUGAAGCAAAGGAUUUGGUCUUAAAGAUGUUGACGAAAACUCCACAGUCUCGACCAGAUAUUUACUGGUGUUUGCAACAUCCUUGGAUACUAAAGGGUCAAAGAUGCUAUGAAAACGCAGUCGUAUCACCUAGCCUCAAGAAUACAUUGAGGAAUCUCCGGAAUUUCGAUGCAAGAGAGAAGUGGGAAGAGGCAAUUUCAAAAAUUAGAAAAGCCAAUAGAUUGGCUCACUUGGCAGAAUUGCACGAGAGGAUUCUCUCAGCGACUAUGGAGCCAGACGAGUCUCAUGGCCCCAAGUUUGAUGUUUCGGAAGUUGAGGAGCGAUCCAUGACUUUAUUUGAAGAGACUCGUGAAGAAUAUAUGACAGGAGAAGAUUUAAAUGAAGAAGAACAAGAAGAAGAAAUUAUAGGAAAGCCUUCCAACGAGUUGAACCAGGCCGAGACAGCAUCUAGAUUUGAACAUUUUCUAGGAAGGAAGCCACCUUCAAAAGAGAAGGAGUCGCAGAAGGUCAAGUAUCAGGAUACUUCAGUUUCUUGUGGGCUUUGUGUGUUGCAAUAGUGGUUCUUGAAAACUUCUAAAAGCCGAUGCCAAGUAAUACUUUUAAGAUAGUCACUGGAAUGACAAGACUCUUUUAUGAGUGUAACAUUGUUACAUGACGUAAGUGGAAUGCGACUCCGGCACAAACGAAGAAUUAUCAUGUUGUUGAGACAUUUUAGCAGUCUUGUAAUUUCUAGACAAACGCCUAAUGAGAAUAUUCCUAAAGUGAACGCGAUGCUUGGAGUCUCGAUAUGAAGAAUUUCGUUGUAGAUUUCUGGAGAGCUUUUCGUUUCUUAAUUCAUUUGUUGCUCUCUUUAUUUGACAAGGCAAACAGCAUAUUUCAAUUCGUGACUUUACCUUGUCAUAAACAAAAUGCUUCUUGUAAUCAUGAUAUGUAGAAUAUAGGAUAAGAAUAUUACAGUUGCUUGGCUUUUGAUUUCAAGUUUUGCAAUUUCAUAGUGUUUUGU